AUGAACGUUGAGCUCAGGUCUCCGAGAGCGGUCAGUAAAGCUGUCAGAAGGUUUCGGUGCGUCUCCAUGGUGAGCAGCUUGGCGAAAAACUGGCAGAAGUGGGCAAAUGAUCACACACAUAGACAGAAAACACAACCUCUCGGCUGGCAACCCAGUAGUUCUGUGGAGGAAGAUGCCAAGAAGUCAAACGCAUGCGUGACUGAAAUCCAGACAGUAAAAGUGCCACAAAUCAAUCCAAAAAACAGCAGCUUCAAUGGGGAAAAUGUGGCUUCCAGCAAAGAGCUGAAGGAAACUCAGAAAACUGAAUUGGCCAUCAGGACCGUCCCCAUUAAUAAAACAGUCGGCGCCAGGCACACUGCGAAGGGCAACGAGCUGGUGAGUUUGAUGGCUGGUCGGUUCAACCAGCCAGUGUCAGAGGAGGCACCAAAGCCGUUUCUGGGCGACAGGUCGCCCACCCGAAGGCGGCUGCGUCUCAGCAAGGCGUCAGAGCUUGUGCGGUCGUGGGAGACAGCGGAGAAGGAAGGAAAGGACCUGCUGUCCAAAGGCAAUGUGGCCUGCGAUGGUGGAAGAGAGAAGAGGAAAGAGGGGAAUGAGGAAGAGUCCAACGAUAAGGACGGGGCAGACGAUAGAGGGAAGAGGAAGAAGCUGGUCCAAAGUGUCCAGGUGCGCACAAUGGGGGAGUUGAGGAAGGCUUGGCUGAGGUGGGCAGAGGAUCACAUCGAGAAGCAAAAGCUCAACCCUUUCAGUGAGGACUUUGACUACGACUAUGCCAUGUCCUUCCGUCUAAAGAAGGGCGACCGGGGCUACGGGCAGCCAAAAGAGGGGAGCAAGUCCGCAGAGAGGGGCGAGCGAGCUCAGAGACACAUCCGCAGAGAGGUUGAGGAACUGUGCUUCAUCAUCGGAGAGCUGGGGGUACAGGGGAAGGAUGGGAACACCAGAGUCACCUUUGGCAGACUGUUUGAUAGAUAUGUCACUAUCUCAGAUAAAGUGGUUGGGAUUCUGAUGAGGGCAAGGAAACAUGGGCUGGUGGAUUUUCCGGGUGAAAUGUUAUGGCAGGGAAAGGAUGAUGAUGUGAUCAUAACUCUCAUGGAUUUACAAAAUCCAGAGCAUUAG
Pristis pectinata (smalltooth sawfish) is the source of this 1113-nucleotide messenger RNA. RefSeq names its product actin binding Rho activating protein a (gene abraa). The transcript has a single exon. Gene Ontology annotation, biological process: positive regulation of Rho protein signal transduction; positive regulation of transcription by RNA polymerase II. The coding region runs from base 1 to 1113 and encodes 370 amino acids. The record is from RefSeq and is a predicted model, not a curated record. NCBI's taxonomy places the organism in Eukaryota, Metazoa, Chordata, Chondrichthyes, Rhinopristiformes, Pristidae. Gene Ontology annotation, cellular component: sarcomere. Gene Ontology annotation, molecular function: actin binding.